AUGACCCUGUCUGAAUUGGUCAGGGCUGCCAAUGCUGCCGGUCUUUCGGAUGUCGUGCACAUUCACGAGCACAGAGGCGCACCUUCGGCUCUGACGAUAUCACAUCUUCCCCACGGCCCGACGAUCUUCUUCAGCUUACACAAUAAUCUCAUAUUCGAUGACUUCACCACCCCGCUUGGGCAGCGCGUGAAGCGCAUCCUGCAACACCUGUUUCCCCCUCGAGACGCACAUAUGAAGGCCGGCAACCGUACUAUCACAUCCAAGCGGCUACCGGAUGACAGCAUCGAAGUGAGACAUCAUAUCCAUGCUAGGACGGGAUUCGACCAACCGGAGUUAUCGGAGGUCGGCCCUCGCAUGACCAUGCGGGCAUUCCGCAUCAUGAACUCUACCUUGGAGACUCAGGAUGGAGACAUUGAGUGGCAGAUGACGCAUUACACCAGAACUUCAAGGAAGAAGACGGUGUUGUAA
Molecule: messenger RNA, 468 nt
Organism: Clonostachys byssicola
Lineage: Eukaryota; Fungi; Ascomycota; Sordariomycetes; Hypocreales; Bionectriaceae
Source: the annotation of a GenBank genome assembly